Messenger RNA from Spirometra erinaceieuropaei, 1715 nucleotides. NCBI's taxonomy places the organism in Eukaryota, Metazoa, Platyhelminthes, Cestoda, Diphyllobothriidea, Diphyllobothriidae. The record is from the annotation of a GenBank genome assembly.
AUGGCCUUAUGGAACAUAACCGAUAAGAGCCCAGAGGUUUGUUGUCGUCUCACUGUUUCGAACAUCCACCGUAUCCUGUUUGAAUUUAUCAAUCGCCCUGAACUCAUGGCUCCUACCUGCUGGUGUUUCCCGAGGGCCAGAACGCUUGUUCACUGUUCCAUCGGAAUUCUACACAAUAUAAUAAACCAUUCCCCAUGUGUAAGACGCGACUACAGGCGGUUUGACGCUGUCAGAAUUCUCGUUGCUUUCACAGCUGACGCAACUAUAUGUAAAAAGACAUCCCAGAAUGAGGUGCUUUCCUGUCGAACUGCUGCCCUGUUCCUGUUGGCUGCCAUCGUGGAUGAACGAGAGAACGCUAAAAUUCACGCCACAGAUACCCACCUUGUACACGUCCUUGCCAUGUUGAAAGAUGCAUUGGAUUCUUCUCCCACACACUUUUCUUCCAGUCAUGGCUACCACGCAGGUGAAAUUAUUCGAAGCCUUAACAAACUCGCGAGUCCGGACAGCAACAAACGAAGCCUGGUAAAGAACAAGGCUUUGGAUCUGGCAAAGUACGCCUUGCAAAUUUCGAAAGACUUGAAAAAGCGCUCGGAGGACGAAAAAACCGACUCCACCGAUAAUACUGCCGAAAAGGCAUACAGUUACGUCUCCUGUGACUCUUUGGCAGCGAUGACCAUUGAGCUUAUUUGGCAGCUCAGCUUUGUCGCCGAAAGCCGCGAGUACCUUACACCCUCUUCAGAAUUGGAGCUUUUGUGCGAAAGCUUUCGUGACAAAUCAUGGUCCUCGGAAUGUCAGAAGUCUGUUCAAGGAUUGUUGUGGAAUUUAAGCUCACAAACUGAAGGUAUGCACUCGGCUAUGGACUACUCGGCUACAUUUGGACAAUCCAUCCGACGGCCAGAUGGCCACAUAAUGAUUAGUUACCAGCACUCAACACAACCGACAAUGGUCAGGUUGAAGGAGGAGCUUGUGAAACUCGGUUAUGAGGUCUGGAUUGAUGUUGAUCACAUGUGUAAGUUUCUGAAUUCUCUAUUUGCUGUUUGUUUACAUCGCUGUUGUUUUAGUAAUAUUUUGGAAAUGCUUGCGUGUUUCAGUCCAGUUCGGUUUUAUUAGAUUACCGACAGAGUUCACGACGCUUAGAACUGCCUAAGGGCUUUUAAAUGGACAGCUGUUCGAAUGUAUUCGUAGGACGCGUAAUGCCCGGGUAGUGGCAGAAUAUGAUACAACAUACCUUGCCUAAACUGUUCAGACAACUAACAAAGUGCUUCUUUCUAAUUUAGCUCAUGGGUCAUUUGUGGAUGAAAUGGCCGAAGGUGUUGAGGGUGCAUCUGCACUUAUACUAGGCCUAUGUCAAGCUUUUAAGGAUUCCCCUCACUGCCGCCAAGAAAUGCGUUACGCCUACGACCUGCGAGUGCCUUUCUAUCCGAUUCUGUUGGAAGAGGAUUACAAGCCUGAUGGUUGGUUAGCGUUCAUGCUUGCAACAAUAAUAUAUAUCCCGGCGUUUCGCCCCGACGACAUGUCCAGCGUGGCGCGGAAACUCAGUGAACAGUUGGGAAACUGUGGAAGGAUGGAUUCUUUACCAGUUCCCGAAAGUGCGCCACCGUUUAAAUCCGAUUCCUCUCCGCUUGCUUCCCAUCACAGAUCUCAGUCGGCCUGUGUCAGUACGCAAAUAUUCCGACAGGUCAUCCUCAACCAUCCGUCCCUCGAGUAUCCAAUGA